Messenger RNA from Aureococcus anophagefferens, 483 nucleotides. RefSeq lists its product as hypothetical. Gene Ontology annotation, biological process: regulation of mitotic cell cycle; protein phosphorylation. The record is from RefSeq and is a predicted model, not a curated record. Lineage: Eukaryota; Pelagophyceae; Pelagomonadales; Pelagomonadaceae. Gene Ontology annotation, cellular component: nucleus. The transcript has a single exon. The annotation marks the transcript as partial. Gene Ontology annotation, molecular function: cyclin-dependent protein serine/threonine kinase activity; ATP binding.
AUGGCAUUGCCCGGUGAUGCGGAUGUUGAGCGACCGACUUUACCGAUUCACGCUAUCAAUAUAUAUGACACGCUGGGGGAGCUCGGUAAGGGCCAGUUUGGUGUGGUGUCGCAGGCGGUACGGCGCAAGAGUAGUGGGGGAAGAGAAGUUGUGGCUAUUAAGAUGCUCAAGUUCGAUUUUGAUAAGGAGGGAUUUCCACUCGAGGCAUUGCGCGAGAUAACACUGCUGUCUUCAUUGCGGCACCCAAAUAUCGUGCGAAUGCAUGCGGUGGCAUGUGAUGCAGGUGAAGCACCGAACGGAUGGCAUCUUGUGAUGGAGCCAGCAGGCCAUGAGUUGACUAAAAUGGUGAAGGGAGCACGGCGGCGGCCCAUGACCGAGGCUCAAGUCAAACACCUCAUGCUCCAACUUCUGCGUGCGCUGGCCGCCCUACACAGCGUCUGGGUGAUGCACCGCGAUCUGAAGACACCCAACGUCCUAGUCGAU